Molecule: messenger RNA, 1326 nt
Organism: Westerdykella ornata
Lineage: Eukaryota; Fungi; Ascomycota; Dothideomycetes; Pleosporales; Sporormiaceae
Exons: 2
Source: RefSeq, a predicted model, not a curated record
CUGCAGGAACCCAUCUCAGUCCGCCCAUCCACCCAGCACCGGCACUCGUCGAGCAUAGCCAAUUCGCUGCCAAAGCCCCGCCAGCACUCGUAUUCCCUCUCGCAAGGCUCCAUACAUUCCGCUCAUCGUGCCACGCGCAGGAAGAGCAUGUCCUCGACCAACCCCGUGGCCGCCGCUGCCAAGGGCAUCACAGGCGCUCCUCUGGACACGAGCUCCUCUGCGCGCCGCCCCUCCAAGUCGGCAUCGCUCUUCAGAGGGCCUCCCAUGAGCAACCUCUCCGCCAUGGCCAGCAGCGUUCCCAGCCAAGCCUCGCCCUUCAGCCCCGGGAGCUAUGGCGCUGCGGCGAGGAACGAGGCCAUCACCGAUGGCCCUUCCCUAGCCACCAUGCAGGAGCAGAACCGCAACGGCUCCAAAUCUAGGAUAAGGCGCGCCAGCGAGGGUUCCCGUCUUGCCAAGGGCGAAGGCAAGCGCACAAGUGGUAGCGAAUUGAAGUGUGAGAAAUGUGGGAAAGGUUACAAGCACAGCAGUUGUCUGACCAAGCACCUUUGGGAGCACACUCCGGAAUGGCAAUUGACUUCCAAGCUGCUCAUCUCCAAGCAUCAGCAGGUGCAGCUGCUGGAGGCUGCGUCCGUCCUGGUCGCCAUGAACCAGGAGGCCGACGCCGCUCGCGAGAGCGACCAUUCGUCGCUAUCUCCCCCAGCCUCGGGCUCGGAGCUGCGCGACGACCUCAGUUCGGCGGACACGACUCCUCCUCCAACGGGCGAGGAGCACGCCAUUGGCUCCUACCCGCGCGCGCACUUCGCUCAGCGCUCCAUCAAGCGCAACUCUGCCCACAGCAGCACGGCUUACAGCCAGUCCUACCAGUCCGCCGUCUUCUCCGACCGUGGUCACGGCGGCCAUUACCGCCAAUGGAGCAACGUCUCGGAUCGGCCGACCACGUCCGGCACCUCCAUCGUUGGCUCCUACCAAGACGACGACAACGACCAGGCUGACCUGGCGGCUGCCGUCGGCUUGUUGAGCUGCUCGUAUGGCACGCCCAAAUCCGGGCCCGUUGCACUUCCGCCCGACGUCCCACCCGUGCCCCCGCUGCCGGCCAAGUUCCAGGGCUUUGGCAACAUUGGCUCCUUGACUCAAGGCAGCACAACCGUCACGGCGCAGCAGUCGAGCAUGCGCGGUACCAGCUACCCCUAUCACCAGGGCGAAACCAAAGACGUCAACAUGGACGACGACUUUGCUGACGAGGAUGAUUAUCGAAACACUCAUUCCCGUAGCCGCGGACGCGCAGAUGACGACGAGGACGGCGUGUUCGGGAGGAUGGAAGAAUAA